AUGCUUCUGCUUAAGAGGGCCAUUUUCGAAAACACGACUCGGGACGUGAGGGCAAUCCUCGCACUGGACCUGUCCAAGGCCUUCGACAGGGUAUCGCAAAGACACAUUCUGACUGAGAUUUCCUCUCUUAACCUGGGUCAGCGUUUUCAUGACUACACCCAAUCUUUUCUGGCGGAUCGCAAGGCACACCUCCGAAUAGGCACGGUCUCGGAAGGGCCUUACGAACUAGGCAACUGCGGCACCCCACAGGGUUCCGUGCUCUCCCCGCUCUUACUCAACAUCGCCAUGCACAAGCUCUCCACUCGCCUCGCUGCAAUCCCGAACGUGGGUCACGGCAUUUAUGCGGACGAUAUCACGAUCUGGGCACCGGGCGGCUCGCUAGCCAUGCUCGAGCACUCGUUGCAAAGCGCACUGGAGGCUACGGAGGACUUUCUUUCAAACACGGGCCUUGAACUCUCCCCUGAUAAAUCAGAGCUACUGUUAUACCGACCGUCUAGAAAGGGGGUUCGAAACCUUGCGCCUCUGGAAACAUUGCCGAUAGAAAUUCGAGCUAAGAAUGGACAGCCUAUACCGAGGAGGGACUCGGUAAAGAUCCUAGGUCUCCUUAUUGAUGCCAGGGGCUGUAACUCGCAGGCCCUCAACAGGCUCACUAGACAGGCCAGUAAUGUACUGAGACUUGUAUCCCGCGUUUCAAAUCGAAGAGGUGGUCUCAAAGAGGACAAUCUGCUCAGAGCUUACCAGACAUUCUUUCUCAGUAAUGUUCUUUACAUUGCGCCUUACCUUAAUUGGGCUAAGGCGGAGAAGGCCAAGCUUGACUCCCUCAUCAGAACUGGUCUGAAGCGCGUGCUCAGCCUUCCGCAUUUCACGGGCAUCGAGAAGCUUCUGAAGCUAGGCCUCCACAACACCGCUGACGAGCUAAUAGAAGCUCACAGAGCGGCUCAUAUAACGAGACUUUCAUCCACUAAGCCAGGGAUUAAGCUUUUAGCAGAAGCGGGUAUUCAGCCUAGACAUGAACAGGCGACAAAAGUUAGCUUGUCCCGGGAGAACAGAAAUCGCAUCAUGGUUGACCCCGCCCGCGAAACAUCCACCCAGUGCACCAUAAGAGUCGAGGAUUCGCGAGAGCCAAGGCCAUCCUUCAAAAGAUCAAUCAACAGAAACUAG
This is a messenger RNA of Rhipicephalus sanguineus (brown dog tick), 1161 nucleotides long. RefSeq lists its product as uncharacterized. NCBI's taxonomy places the organism in Eukaryota, Metazoa, Arthropoda, Arachnida, Ixodida, Ixodidae. The transcript has a single exon. The coding region runs from base 1 to 1161 and encodes 386 amino acids. The record is from RefSeq and is a predicted model, not a curated record.